Messenger RNA from Rhododendron vialii, 1800 nucleotides. RefSeq lists its product as uncharacterized. The transcript is spliced from 7 exons. Lineage: Eukaryota; Viridiplantae; Streptophyta; Magnoliopsida; Ericales; Ericaceae. Bases 1 to 1800 code for a protein of 599 amino acids. The record is from RefSeq and is a predicted model, not a curated record.
AUGGGGAGGAGGCGGUUGGUGAGGAAUGACCAUGUUUUCAACAACUCAACAAAACAGCCAUGGGAGGUGGGGGACUUAGUCAAAACUAGAGUCGCAAUGUGGAUGAAGGCGAAAUUCGACAUCAAAGUCUACACCGUGGAGGAUUUUAAGGUUUUCUUAGAUGGUAUUAGAAAAGUGAGAUUUGGAUCCACCUCUAAUUACACCAUUGGGACAAGCUAUGAGUUUUUGAAAGCGAAUUCCAAGGUCCACCAUUCCCCGUCGAGAAUAGCAGGGAACGGGAUCUUGGCAUUGCAGCGAUCAGAAGGUGAUGCGGUGAAGAUAAACGUGGACGCUGCAAUUUCUAGGGGUGAAAGCAACCUGGAAAUUUCUCUACAGCUUUCAAAGGUGUCGAUCGAGUCGGAUGCUGAGGCGAUUUCACCAGUCCAAGCCUUCCCAACCCAGCUCAGUCCCCAAAACCUGCCUUUUCUUCAAUCUAGAGUACCCUCAUCAAAGGUGAUAAGAUUUUUGAAAUCCCAUGCUAGGAGCCAAAUAUUUUCCUCAACACCCAACUACAUUAUCAAGGAUGACAUAAGACACAUUACCAUCUCUAGCUGGAUCUCCUUAUUGUCUCCCGGUACUCCACUUGUCACUAUAAAUAGUGGUGAAGGGCAUGCUCUUUCUUUCCCAUCUUCCCUUCUCUUGAAAUUAACAGUGGUAGUGAGUUUUCACGAGGAAAUUAAAGAAAUGAAGUCCAAAGCUUCUGUUUUCCUAGGCCUUUUGUUUGCAGUUCUCCUUCUUGUUACUUCGGCAGUGGCAGAGGAGACCACUUCUAAAGAAGUGAAGAAAGAGGAUGAAACAAAAGAGAGUAACCAGUGGGGUGGACCUGGAAGGCGUUGCCCGUUCGGGUGCUGUGGUUAUGGACUCUACGGUAGAUGCAGCUGGUGCUGCAGGAAUGCCAACGAGGCCUCCCAAUUCACCCAAGCCAAAGCCAACGACCAGACCGAGAAUGAGGAAGAAUCAGAAGAGAGUAACCAGUUUGGUGGACCAGGAAGGCGUUGCCGAUUCGGGUGCUGUGGUGGUUUUCUCCAUGGUAGAUGCAGAAGGUGCUGCAGGAUUCGGAAUGCCAAUGAGGCCUCCCAAUUCACCCAAGCCCAAGCCAAAGGCCAGACCGAAAAUGCGGAUGUAGCUGAUACAAACCGAGGCGGAUGGGGAGGAGGCCGAGGCGGUGGCAGCUGGGGAGGAGGCCGUGGUGGCGGCGGAAGGGGAGGAGGCCGAGGUGGCGUACAUGCAGGUGGUGGCGGCGGUUACGGUGGUGGAGGACAUGGAGGAGGUCAUGGUGGUUACGGUGGCGGGGAAUGGGGAAAUGACGGCGGUAACGGAGGCGGAGAAUAUGGAGGAGUUCAUUAUGGUGGCGGAGGAUAUGGAGGAGGAGGUCAUGGCGGUUACGGUGGCGGAGGAUAUGGAGGAGGAGGUCGUGGCGGUUACGGUGGUGGAGGAUAUGGAGGAGGUCGUGGUGGUUAUGGUGGCGGAGGACAUGGAGGAGGUCGUGGUGGUUACAGUGGCGGGGGAUGGGGGAAUGACGGCGGUUAUGGUGGCGGAGGAUAUGGAGGAGGUCGUGGCGGUUAUGGUGGAGGGGGAUGGGGGACUGAGGGUGGUUACGGUGGCGGAGGAUAUGGAGGAGGUCGUGGCGGUUAUGGUGGUGGAGGAUAUGGAGGAGGUCGUGGCGGUUAUGGUGGUGGAGGAUAUGGAGGAGGCCAGGGUGGUUACGGAGGCGGGGGAUGGGGAGGCGGUCAAGGCGGCUACGGUGGUGGGGGAUGGUGA